Messenger RNA from Echinostoma caproni, 957 nucleotides. Lineage: Eukaryota; Metazoa; Platyhelminthes; Trematoda; Plagiorchiida; Echinostomatidae. The record is from the annotation of a GenBank genome assembly.
AUGUCAUUUUUCUUCAAACUUCAAUAUGACUGGCAAUAUAAACUGAACAUAUUUCGACUUAUUGUGUUCUACAUAGGUGCAGCAUCCAAUCUGCUACUGGGUUUUAUUGUGGCAUGGAAACCUUUCAACUCGAAAUCAUUUCAAGCAUUAAUACUGGGCCAGUUUUUGUUCGAUUUUCUCGUCUGUCUUGUGGCCGUCUUCUAUUGCCAUUUCGAAUACACUCUAGUUGCGACAGUGAACAAUCGUUCAUUCUUGUCUUGCGUGGUUUGGUUAGAUAAUCUUCUCUUUCUGAUCCCGUUAGUGAUCAGUGCACUGAAUAUCAUUUUUCUAAGUCUAGAUCGUGUGAUUGCUGUCUACCUGCCAUCGUACUACAUCUCGCAUAUCCCGCUUCGAGUCACCCUGUCAUAUAUUGCCAAUGUGGCUAUCUGUGUGUCCCUGUGUUUUCCUUCGUGUUUCCUGGUCCAAUUGGAUUAUCCGCUGUGUACAGUUUAUUACAGCAAAUUCUCAUUUGACCUAUACCAAUUCACCAUUAUCUAUCCCUAUAUGUGGGUCAUAGUGACAUUUGUGAUCCCAAUGCUUGUGUUCACUGGGACAUAUGCGGCCAUUUACAUUCGACUUCAUCGCCAUUCACACGGUCCCAGUAUGUCGCUCAAUCCCGCGACGAGUACCAAACGUAUCGGUCUACGUCUCACAGUGGUCACAUUUGCAAUGACUUUGGUCACCGUGUUAUGCAUGGCUCCGGACAACCUGUAUUACCUACUGGGUAAUGCGUUCGAUUUUGGUUAUUCCCAGGGCACUCCGGUACAAAUGUUCACUGCAUUCCUGAUGACAUUGAACAGUUGUGUGAAGCCAUGGAUUUUUAUCGCGUUCCAGCCCCACAUAAGGCGUUAUCUCUGUCAAUUGACUACGAUUCUGUCGAACAAGAAGACGGAAUUGUCCACCUCGUCCGCCAGUUGA